Messenger RNA from Eutrema salsugineum, 551 nucleotides. Its product is annotated as CRIB domain-containing protein RIC11. Bases 1 to 486 code for a protein of 161 amino acids. The record is from RefSeq and is a predicted model, not a curated record. The transcript has 4 exons. NCBI's taxonomy places the organism in Eukaryota, Viridiplantae, Streptophyta, Magnoliopsida, Brassicales, Brassicaceae.
AUGGCAAUGAAGAUGAAGGGCAUCUACAAAAGCUUCAAAUCAAUCUCUCAAAUAUUUGUUGUGAAAGAAAGAGAUAUGGAAAUUGGGUACCCAACAGAAGUAAAACAUGUGGCUCAUGUUGGCUGGGAGGGCUCCUCUGGCAGUGCUCCUGCUUGGAUGAGUGAAUUCAAGGCAGGAGCAGAGCUCUUAUCUCCAAGAGCAUCAUCUUUUAGUCAUGCAAGACAUUCAAAUUCUUUCUUGACCACUUCUUCUUCCACAGAUUUUGAUCAGAGCCCAAGCCAACUAAAUACAUCGGAUAGGGUAAGGGAUGUGCCUCCAAUUCCAGUAGGUCUAUCCAAGAUUCAUACGAAAAGCAAGAAUAGGAGAAAGAAACCAUCUUCAACAUCAUCACCAAGAUCCAAACCAUCUCCAAAAUCUUCAAGAUCCAUGGGUUUAUCGAAAUCUUCGUGUAAAUCAACGACAUCUCGGCUAAACUCUAAUGCCUAAAGGUGAAUUCAUACGUGAAAAUGAAGCAAAAAAAAAAAUUACAGCGUGUGUCACACAUAAUUCAU